AACAUCAAAGCACAAGAGCAAGACCACCCACAAUACGUGAACACCCACUACGAAACAACAUCAUCCGCAAGCAAAAGCCCUUGACGUUAUCAUGUAAAGCGGAUGGGGAACCGAUUCCCGUAAUUGAAUGGUACAAAGACAACGAAUUGGUUCAUAAAUCACCGAAUUACAUUUUUCUGGGAAACGGUGACCUUUUCAUAUUGAAAGUAACCAACGACAAGAAAGAAAAGAACACCGGUGUGUAUCACUGCGUCGCCUCGAACGAACAUGGACGGGCCCGAAGUCACAACGCCACCGUUGAGAUCGCCUCCAUUCGAGAUGAAUUUCGAAUUCUGCCCAAAAACGUUUGGGUAGCGGUUGGCGAAAUGGCGGUGCUUGAAUGCUCACCCCCUCGUGGCUAUCCUGAGCCUGAAGUGAAGUGGAAAAAGGAUGGCGAGUUUGUGUCGAUUGAAGCUCGUUUUCGCUUAUCCGCCGGCAAUCUGAUCAUAGCUGACGUUCAGCCUGAAGAUGCUGGCCGCUAUCAGUGCCUGGCCCAAAAUUUGGGUGGCGCACGAGAGUCUCCGCCAGCGCAGCUAAACGUGCGAGCUCGUCCAAACUUCUUGAUUGAACCAAAAGACAUUCGGGCUAAUGUAAACGGUGUUGCUCGGUUUGAGUGCGUUGCUACUGGAAAUCCACGGCCUUCGGUUUUCUGGACUAAGGAAGGCAAUCAAAUUUUAAUGUUUCCAGACAACAAAUACGGGCGAUUUUCUGUUACCUCUGAUGGAUCACUACUAGUAUCUUCAGUUAAAAGAGAAGAUGUGGGCUUUUACAUAUGUUCAGCUUUAUCAGUUGUUGGAUCGUCCACUGCAAAAGCAUUUCUCAAUGUCAGCUCAUCUGCCGAUAUACCUCCACCUUUGAUAAUUCUUGGACCAAUAAAUCAAACGCUAGCUCAGGGAACCCGAGCUGUGUUACCUUGUGAAGUCGCCGGCACACCGAUGCCUUCUCUAAAAUGGACUUUAAACGGUAGUCCAGCUCCCUUAAGCAAUCCACGAUUCACCUUGCUUGACUCUGGAACACUGCAAAUUGAUGAUUUGCAGUUAUCCGACUCUGGCAUCUACCAGUGCGCUAUCCAUUCUGAAAAUGGUCAGUCGAGCUGGUCGGCGACACUGCGAGUCGCACCGGCCCACAGCACCAAUACAAUGUUCCAUCGAAUGCCAGACCCGUCUACCUUUCCAAACGCACCCAGUCGCCCGAGCAUUGUGAACAGCACCGAGUCUUCAAUCACCAUUUCAUGGCGCCGAGUAGGUCGCGACGGAGCUUCUCCUGUCAUCGCCACCAUUAUCGAGUACUUCAGUCCUGAUCAUCACAAUGAGUGGUUGAGAGUGGCUCAGCCAGUCACUGGAGAGGUUCACACUGUUCAUGGUCUGAAGAGUGGAUCCCGAUACUACUUUAUUGUUAGGGCUCAAAACAGUCACGGCAUCGGCCCGCCAAGCGCCAUUUCCAAUGAAGCCCGAACUCUAGGCUCUCAUGAAGUGGAUGUUCCUGUUUCCAGUAAUCUUGUGGACUCCAUUGAGGCACGACACAAACUGGAAAAUGUUGUAGUGGAGUUGAAGGACGUCCGCGCCAUUAACUCUUCAAUGGUGAAGCUCUUUUGGGAAGUUAGAGGAAAUCAGGAGUUUGUUGAAGGAUUUUACAUUCGCUACAGAGCCGUCGAUCCGGAUAACUUUGCUUCGGAUGAAAACACUUACAACAUGGUAACUGUCUACAAUGGCGGUGCCACCACAUAUCUGCUGACAAACUUGCCGAAAUACAACAUUUUUGAGUUUUUUGUUGUGCCCUUCUACAAGUCGAUUGACGGAAAGCCCAGCAAUACUCGAAUUGUGCGCACUUUGGAGGACGUCCCAUCGGCGCCUCCAAACUCCAUCAAAGCACAGCCAGUCACUUCGUCCAGUGCUUUGGUCAGCUGGCAGCCACCACCGCCGGAGCACCUCAAUGGAAUGCUGCUGGGCUACAAGCUUUUUGUGCAGGGCACCUACACUCCGUACAAUAUCAACUUAACCAUCAAUGCCAACACCACUUCAUACUUGUUGCGCAAUCUAAGCUCGGAAACUGAAUAUGUCAUUCAAAUUCUUGCUUUCACUACAAUGGGCAAUGGUCCGCCUUCAUCUCCACUCACCUUUAUCAUGGAUCCUCUUCUCUCUGAUCUAGCCGGCGUUGGCUUUGACGCCACUAACAUGUCAAAUGUUUGGAUUUGCGUUCUCAUCAUCACGCUGAUCAUUCUCAGUUUGAUUGUACUUCUUCUGGGAGUUCUGCUCUACAAGAAACGCAACUCCAUUUUAAAGAAAGGCAACGAUGGACUUACUAUCAAUCGUGAAAUGAAGUCACAGAACAGUAGCCUGUACCCCAGUCAGUGGCAGUACAGCUGGAAAACCAGCUCUCGUCAGCCAAUGGACGCAAAGCAGAUUACUGGCAUCAACAACACUCUCAAAAUAUCGUCCAGUUUUCAUCCUUCAGAUCAGAACGGCUACUCAACAGUGACCACCGAUGAACAGGCAGCUGACUACGCUGAAGUCUCUCAGACUGACAAUAACUAUGAGACCGCUUACUACGCCUCUUCAAAUGGCAUUGCAAGUGAUUCUCCCGUAGCCUACGCUUCAUCAAGCAUUAUUUCGGCAAAGAACAACGCCUACAACACCACCAAUGUUUCAGCUUGGCCCAAUGCUGGUCACAACUGGACGACUCAGAUUGGUACCAAAGCGAGGCAUCCCUUUUCUACCAUUGAUCGAAAUGGCAUCAAUCAACUUUACUACGCUGAUCGAAGCAAAAAAGGUGCCGAUUUAAAUUCUUUCUCUAAAAACCAUGUCAGUGCAGGUGGGGUGACAGUGAACCAGCAACAAGUACAACCGCUGAUCGGACCAACCAAUGAUUACGAAGAUGCAAACUUUUACGCAGAUUCUUCGGUCUACAGCACCAAUGUCACUCAGAUACCUCCUUCAAAGCUGAUCACAAAUCAGUACAAAUAUGGAUCUCUUUCUCGAGCCAGUCCAAAGGCAAAUCAUUCAAAUCAGUCUCAGUUAAACUCACUUGCUGGUGAUUGUUAUGGCAAAAAAAAAUCACCGUUUGAAUGGGAAUCAAGUCGCGACUCUUCUUUUGCACUAAUCGGUCAGCCGUCUCCUCGAAGCACACUCAAUCGAAACACCAAAAGUCGCGUUCAGAUGGAGAUUGAGGCAACUUAUAAACCGUCUGCUCAACGACAUAUCAUUUCAAAUCCGCUGAUUGAAAGGCAUGCCAACUUUCGCUCACCUUCUUAUGGUGACAGUUUAGACGAAGCAAGUCGAGUUGCUGGCAAAGGCCCAGUGCACUAUUUCACGCUAAAGGACAAGGCACAGUUCAACAAAGCCGCCGAGCCGGCCAUCAAUACUCUCACUAGCUGUGAUAACGAAUCUGGCUACCAAGAAUUGCCAUAG
Rhagoletis zephyria (snowberry fruit fly) is the source of this 3446-nucleotide messenger RNA. The record is from RefSeq and is a predicted model, not a curated record. NCBI's taxonomy places the organism in Eukaryota, Metazoa, Arthropoda, Insecta, Diptera, Tephritidae.